Molecule: messenger RNA, 558 nt
Organism: Akanthomyces muscarius
Lineage: Eukaryota; Fungi; Ascomycota; Sordariomycetes; Hypocreales; Cordycipitaceae
Exons: 2
Coding region: 1-558 (185 amino acids)
Biological process (GO): protein acetylation
Molecular function (GO): N-acetyltransferase activity
Source: RefSeq, a predicted model, not a curated record
AUGUCUCAACAUACCAUUCGUCACGCUCGCAAGGAGGAUGUCCCCAUUAUCCUGGACCUGAUCCAGGCCCUCGCCGACUACGAAAAGGAGUCUGACGCCAACAAAGCGACCAUCGAGACUCUCACCAGCACUAUUGCCUUUGCCCCCUCAGGCGUGCCCUCGGACCCCAACACGACCGGCUACAAGCCCAGCACUGAGCCCACGUCGAGCAGCCGGCCCGCGCGCUGCCUGCUGCUCACCAACCCCGAGGGCGAGACGGUCGCCAUGGCGCUGUAUUUCUACAACUACAGCACGUGGCGCGCCUGCCCGGGCAUCUACCUCGAGGACCUGUUCGUGCAGCCGUCGCAGCGCGGCCGCGGCUACGGCAAGGCCCUGCUGGUGCAGCUCGCCAAGGAGGUCGUGGCGUUUGGCGGCGCGCGGCUCGAGUGGUCGGUGCUCAAGUGGAACGAGCCGAGCAUCAAGUUUUACGAAAAGAUUGGCGCGCAAGGCAUGCAUGAGUGGAUGACGAUGCGCGUGACCGACGACGGCCUGACCAAGCUGGCGGGCCUGCUGGACUGA